This is a messenger RNA of Mesorhabditis spiculigera, 621 nucleotides long. The record is from the annotation of a GenBank genome assembly. NCBI's taxonomy places the organism in Eukaryota, Metazoa, Nematoda, Chromadorea, Rhabditida, Rhabditidae.
AUGAUCCGCCGUGACGGCGCCCUCGCGCGGGCGGCCGCCCAAGUCCGAUUCAUCCUGUUGAUGCUGCGCCUGCGGCUCACCGGUACACCUAUCGUCCGUACGGCACACAAUGUUCGUGCACACGAAACCGGUAGCCGCACGGAGACCGCGCUCUUGCGGUGGUGCGAUCGACAGACCCGAACCUGGAUCGUGCUCAACGAAUUGUCCACUGUACCAACAGGAACCGAACGGGUACUCAUUCCUCACGGCGACUACGCCGACUGGUUUGCGGGAUACCUGAAAUCUGAACCUAUUGCCGGCCGGGUCAUUUCGUUCGGAUUGAUCCGACCAUACAAAGGAAACCGAGUCGCUGCUCGAGGUCCUUCGCCCACGUCACCACUACCGGCGCAAGGCUGCGUAUCGUCGGCAGCCGAGCACCGACGAACUCCGUGCCGCCGUAGAAUCUGCGGCGCGCAAAGCAGCCGAAUCACUGCUGCCCUCGACUAUGUCGAGGACAGCACCUUGGCGCUGGAAAUCACAGCAGCGCAAUUGGUUGUCCUCCCGUAUCAAAACAUGCACAACUCGGGCGCACUGCUGCUCGCGCUUUACUCGAACGCCCCGUGCUCGUUCCGGAUACCGAAA